AUGUCGGCUCCUACAUCUUCCUCUCCGUCAUCCUGCAAGGUGAUGCUGUCCAAGCACGUCGCCAAUGUCCUGCUCCAGGAAGUCCAGGAGGGGCUCAAGACCCUCGAGAAGCCGCCGCACUUGGUCGGCUUCCUGGCGAAUAAUGACCCUGCCGCGCUGAUGUACGCGCAGUGGACGCAAAAGACUUGCGAGGAACAUGGCUUCAAGUACUCUCUCCGCGAAGUUUCUCGCGACGACAUCGAAGAGGCCAUCAUUGGCGCCAACGCCGACUCCGACGUCGACGGCAUCAUCGUCUACUACCCGAUCUUCAACAACCGACAGGACCAGUACCUGCAGCAAAUUGUCGAUGUCGGCAAGGAUGUCGAGGGUCUGAGCCAUCGCUACAUCUUCAACAUGUACCAGAACAUCCGCUUCUUGGACCCGGAGACUAAGCACCAGAAGUGCAUUCUGCCUUGCACUCCGCUGGCCAAUAUCAAGAUCCUCGAGUACCUCAACAUCUACAACACCAUCCUGCCCUACGGCAACCGUCUCUUUGGCCAUACCAUCUGCGUUGUGAACCGCUCUGAGGUCGUGGGCCGCCCACUAGCCGCACUGCUGGCCAAUGAUGGUGCUUGCGUGUACAGUGUUGAUGUCACUGGUGUACAGAAGUUCACUCGUGGUGAGGGACUGAAGAAGCGCCGGCAUGAGAUCGUUGAUCUGGAGGGUGCUACUCUGAAGGAUGUGGCACCCCUGUGUGACGUUGUUAUCUCGGGUGUGCCGGGUGACAAGUACAAGUUCGACACCAGCCUUCUCCGGGAGGGUGCUGUGUGUGUCAAUUUCUCGAGUGAGAAGAACUUCGGCCCCGAGGUCAAGGAGAAAGCCUCGAUCUUUGUUCCAUCUAUUGGCAAGGUAACUAUUGUUGUCCUGCUGCGGAAUCUACUGCGACUCAUCCAGAACCGCCGGGUGGACGAUGUUCAGCCCGCUGCCGCUACUGAGCGGCCGGGCACUCUGGAGGCGUCUACCUGA
Molecule: messenger RNA, 1005 nt
Organism: Penicillium canariense
Lineage: Eukaryota; Fungi; Ascomycota; Eurotiomycetes; Eurotiales; Aspergillaceae
Product: methylenetetrahydrofolate dehydrogenase (NAD(+))
Exons: 4
Coding region: 1-1005 (334 amino acids)
Biological process (GO): purine nucleobase biosynthetic process
Cellular component (GO): cytosol
Molecular function (GO): methylenetetrahydrofolate dehydrogenase (NAD+) activity; methylenetetrahydrofolate dehydrogenase (NADP+) activity
Source: RefSeq, a predicted model, not a curated record